AUGGCUUACAACGACGACUCUGUUCGAGCAAAGCUCUCCGCGCUCAACGAAACCCAGGAGGGCAUCGUUACUGUCGCGCAAUGGGUCAUGUUUCAUAGACGCCAUGCGGAUCGUACUGUGCAGCUCUGGCUACAAAAACUUCGAGAUUCUCCGGCGAACAAGAAGCUCAAUCUCAUCUACCUUGCCAAUGAGGUCGCUCAACAGUCCAAAGCUAGGCGCAAAGAUGAUUUUAUCAUUGCAUUCUCUCCAAUCAUUGCAGAAGCCACAGCAGUCGCAUACAAAGGUGCAUCUAGUGAUAUUCAACAAAAGAUUCGACGGGUAGUCGAGGUCUGGAGACAACGUGGUGUUUUUGAGUUGCCAAUUCAAGAAGCUGUCGAAGCUCGUGUUAAUGAAUUGGACAAGAACCGUUCCUCAGGGAAGAAGCCUAUGCUAGGCGGCUCGCUGUUUAGUGCAGGUUCUGUGCCGCCCGAGCUCCAGCCACUUGUACAACUCCAACUCAACGUCUCAAAGGGCUCUGUGGCAUCCGGUACGGCGGUCAACACAGCCAAUGCCGAGUUUGACAAGAUGAAUGAUCCUAGCACACCAGCUCCUCCAGCUCCGGUGCACGCAGCUCGUUUGAGCCAACUUCUCAAGUCCUUAGCGAAUGCUGAAAGCUCGGUUUCGGAGAUCAUUAAAUCACGUCAGGCACUUAUGGAAGGUCUUGAGAAGAUGCUUGAAAGUAACCGCACUGCUCUCUCUAGAGAGACCGCCCUGUUGACACAGAUGGGUGAGCGCAAGGCGGAGACGGAAGUUCGGAAGCGUGAGGUCGAGGAUGCGAUUAUGCGUGGACUUUCUGCGGACGAAUCAUUGGCCCCGGCUGAUAAUGCAGGGGGGCUAGAAGAGCCAUCUCGGCCUACCGUUGAAGCUCUGACUCCCCCGCCUGUAGAGUCCCUUACUCCUACGGGUUCACCUGCCGUGAAUGACGGUGACGCGCAUCAGCCUCAGCCGCAUCCUUUCACCUUGUCGGAUGAUCACCAAAUGGAUUGGUCUUCGCAAAUGGAUUCCGGUCUAUCUCUCGAACAAUCUGCCGGGGAUGAAUCGAGGAAUGGUUUUGAUUUGUGA
Messenger RNA from Talaromyces amestolkiae, 1101 nucleotides. RefSeq lists its product as uncharacterized. Lineage: Eukaryota; Fungi; Ascomycota; Eurotiomycetes; Eurotiales; Trichocomaceae. Gene Ontology annotation, molecular function: RNA polymerase II C-terminal domain binding. The transcript has 5 exons. The coding region runs from base 1 to 1101 and encodes 366 amino acids. Gene Ontology annotation, biological process: mRNA 3'-end processing. Gene Ontology annotation, cellular component: RNA polymerase II, holoenzyme. The record is from RefSeq and is a predicted model, not a curated record.